AUGUGUCCCCCCCUCACCGGGGUAGGGGGGGGGAUCCCUCUCGCCGGGGGGAAACUGAGGCACGGCUCGGGCCACGACGCUACCACCACCACUGCCACCACCACUGUCACCGCCACUACCAUCAUCACCAUCACCGCCACCACGGCCACUGCUGCCAUCCGGGCCACCCACUGUUCCCAUGCGCACCCCCGGCAGGGCCCGCUGUGUCAGGGCCUCCCUCCCACCCGUGUCGGGGUUCACCCCCCGCUGCUGAGUCACUGUGGGUGCAGCCCCCUGCCCUCGGGUGCUGAGUCACGGGUGGGAGGCACCCCCACGCACCCCGAGGUGCUCUGGGGCGUGCUGAGCCUGUCCCUCCCCAGGGGAGCUUUCUCGGUCGUCCGGCGCUGCGUCAAGCUCUGCACUGGCCAUGAGUACGCUGCUAAGAUCAUCAACACCAAAAAGCUCUCAGCCAGAGACCACCAGAAGCUGGAGCGCGAGGCGCGGAUCUGCCGGCUGCUCAAGCACUCCAACAUCGUGCGGCUCCACGACAGCAUCUCCGAGGAGGGGUUCCAUUACCUCGUCUUUGACCUGGUGACGGGCGGCGAGCUCUUUGAGGACAUCGUGGCGCGGGAGUACUACAGUGAGGCUGAUGCCAGCCACUGCAUCCAGCAGAUCCUGGAGGCUGUCCUGCACUGUCACCAGAUGGGGGUGGUCCACAGGGACCUCAAGCCCGAGAACCUGCUCCUGGCCAGCAAGUGCAAAGGGGCAGCAGUGAAGCUGGCAGACUUUGGCCUGGCCAUCGAGGUGCAGGGGGAUCAGCAGGCCUGGUUUGGAUUUGCAGGCACACCUGGCUACCUGUCCCCCGAGGUGCUGCGCAAAGAGGCCUAUGGCAAACCGGUGGACAUCUGGGCAUGUGGGGUCAUCCUGUACAUCCUGCUGGUGGGCUACCCGCCGUUCUGGGACGAGGACCAGCACAAACUCUACCAACAAAUCAAGGCUGGGGCCUACGAUUUCCCUUCGCCUGAGUGGGACACGGUCACCCCCGAAGCCAAAAACCUCAUCAACCAGAUGCUGACCAUCAACCCCGCCAAGCGCAUCACAGCCCACGAGGCCCUCAAGCACCCGUGGGUCUGCCAACGUUCCACCGUGGCCUCCAUGAUGCACAGGCAGGAGACAGUGGAGUGCUUGAAAAAGUUCAACGCCCGGAGGAAGCUCAAGGGUGCCAUCCUCACCACCAUGCUGGCCACCAGGAACUUCUCAGUGGGCAGACAGACCACCGCUCCUCCCACCAUGUCGGCGGCCGCUGCCGGGGCCCCCCUGGGGCUGGUGGAACAAGCAGCUAAGAGCUUACUGAACAAGAAGGCGGACGGCGUGAAGCCCCAGACCAACAGCACCAAAGGCAGUGCCGGCGUCACCAGCCCCAAGGGGACCCUCCCGCCCACCGCUCUGGAGCCUCAAAGUACCGUAAUCCAUAACCCCGCGGACGGCGCCAAGGAGUCCUCCGACAGCACCAACACCACCAUUGAGGACGAGGACACCAAAGCCCGCAAGCAGGAGAUCAUCAAGAUCACGGAGCAGCUCAUCGAGGCCGUCAACAACGGCGACUUCGAGGCCUACGCGAAGAUCUGCGACCCGGGGCUCACCUCCUUUGAGCCCGAGGCACUGGGCAACCUGGUGGAGGGGAUGGACUUCCACCGCUUCUAUUUCGAGAACUGUGAGUACCCGAGCUGCCCCCGCCCGUGCUGCCCUGCCCCUCCUCUCCCUUCCAGCCCAGCCCGAGCCCUCCUGUCUCCCUGCCUGCCUCCUUCACUGUCCCCUGUCUCUUGCCCACUGCCUGCCCAUCCUGGUCACCUCGCUUGUCUGUCCCCAGCCCUCCUCUGCUGGGCCAUGUGUCUGCUUGCACUGCCCCCAUCCCUGCCGCUGCCCCUGUGCCAGCUGCGGGUGCAGGCAGGUUUUGGCAGGGGGGACGCGGGUGCCACGUCAGGGGGCAGCUGGGGGGUGCUGGGGUUGGGGGUGGGGGGCUCAGGACGAUCCAGCCAGCACUGA
Messenger RNA from Pyrgilauda ruficollis (rufous-necked snowfinch), 2025 nucleotides. RefSeq names its product calcium/calmodulin dependent protein kinase II beta (gene CAMK2B). NCBI's taxonomy places the organism in Eukaryota, Metazoa, Chordata, Aves, Passeriformes, Passeridae. The transcript has 21 exons. The record is from RefSeq and is a predicted model, not a curated record. Gene Ontology annotation, biological process: protein phosphorylation. Gene Ontology annotation, molecular function: calmodulin binding; calcium/calmodulin-dependent protein kinase activity; ATP binding. Gene Ontology annotation, cellular component: cytoplasm; neuron projection. Bases 1 to 2025 code for a protein of 674 amino acids.